AUGGAAAGUCACCGGAAUUUCACCACAAAUGCGGUCGGUUUCUUCCUCCUGCCUUCGGAACUCAUACAGUACAUAAUCCUCCGGUUAGCUUUACCCGAGGUUGUCCGGUUAAAAUCGGUCAACAAGUCCAUUUCGUACAUGAUCGCCGACCAGGACUUUGUCCGUGACUAUAACCACCAAUCCCGCUCCUCCACCUGGCUGUUUGUCUACAAGAAACGAUGGCACCGUGAUUCCAUGCUCCACGGCUACACCGAUUGUUCCGUGAACCGGUGGUUCAAAAUCGUGAUAGCUGACAUGUUAAAACCGGUAGUUCCGCCGGGGGAAGACCUGUACCUGUUAACGGCGUCCGGCAAUUUCUUCCUUUUCGCCCUGAACAACAGUCGGGAGGUUAUUUCCGUCAAUCCCAUGUCCAGAACCGUUAGGAAAAUCCCUCCUAGCCCGUUGGGUCCCCGGGGGACGUCGUCGUGGCGGCGAUCGGGGAUGAAAUUGAUCUCCUGUGCCCACAACUCCGAUCAUUUUCGGUUUCUAUUCGCGGAAAUGAUUGGGAAUCAGUCCGUUUUAUUCGAGUACGAUUCUGAAACUGAUUUGUGGACCUCCACCGAGGUGGAAGAAAGCGACGGCGGCGGCGGCGGCAGCGGUGGUAUAAGGAGAGUAGAAUCAUCCAGCCACAAAAAGACUAUUUUUCUAAGUGCAUAUAAUGGGAGGAGUGGGAGUGUGGUUAUUGCUAAAGGGACUGAUUACGCCACCCCUGUUGUUCUACGGCCGAGAUUCGCUGGAUUAGGUAGCGACGACAACGAUCGUGGCGCCCCGCUAGCCGUUGGAUUCAGCUGGGGGAACGCGAUCGACCGCCUACACGUGUACGGCGAUGGGAGUGUGAUGAUCGUCAAGUCUUGUGACGUCCUGAACCCCAACAGGAGGCUGAUCAGGAUGCUGAUUGGGAUUGAGCUUUGGGGAUUGAGCUCAAGAGGAGAAGGAAAUCAUCAAUGGGAAUUGGUUUCGAAGGUUCCAAUAGGGCUUGUUGAGAAGAUUAGGAAGCCUUAUGGUGCUAUGAUGGGGUGUAUGGAGCAAAGAUUUGGAGUGGUUAGGGCAGCUUUGAUGUCCAAUUUGGAAGGUGUUUGGGACAUCAUUUGGUUGUGUUAUGAUUUGGAAUGCAAGACCUGGAAUUGGGUUCCAAUCCCAGACUGCAAGAUGAAAGGUGCCAAUAUGGCUGGAAUUGCCUUCUCUUUUGGCCUUACACUCAGUUGA
Molecule: messenger RNA, 1245 nt
Organism: Oldenlandia corymbosa var. corymbosa
Lineage: Eukaryota; Viridiplantae; Streptophyta; Magnoliopsida; Gentianales; Rubiaceae
Source: the annotation of a GenBank genome assembly